Messenger RNA from Aplysia californica (California sea hare), 927 nucleotides. RefSeq names its product protein Wnt-7. The coding region runs from base 1 to 603 and encodes 200 amino acids. Gene Ontology annotation, biological process: canonical Wnt signaling pathway; neuron differentiation; positive regulation of JNK cascade. The transcript is spliced from 2 exons. Gene Ontology annotation, cellular component: extracellular region. Lineage: Eukaryota; Metazoa; Mollusca; Gastropoda; Aplysiida; Aplysiidae. The record is from RefSeq and is a predicted model, not a curated record. Gene Ontology annotation, molecular function: frizzled binding; cytokine activity.
AUGAAGGGUGUCAGAGAGUGUCGCCUGGAGGCCCCGCCGCUGCGCCCGUUGUCCAGAGCAAAGCUCAUACCGUGGGCUGACGGGGGACCUUGCAAUAUGACCUGGUCCAAGUGGUGGAAGGCCGUCAAAGUCAACAUGAGCACAGACUGCAAAUGUCACGGCGUGUCCGGCUCAUGUACAGUGAAGACAUGCUGGACCACGUUGCCCCCUUUCCGCCGUAUUGGCGACGCACUGCGCAAACGCUACCGGAAAUCAAAAUUCGUGGUGCCCUAUCUUGGGGGCCGCUCUCGGCGCCCGAUCUCCCUCGUCCUCAAACGCUCCAAACGUCCUCACCGCAAGCCGCGGAGGAGCCACCUCAUCUACGUGGAGAAGUCGCCCAACUACUGUGAUUACGACGAGGCCACGGGCUCUCUGGGGACUGUGGGACGCUCCUGUAACCGCACGUCGCAGGGACCUGACGGUUGCGACCUCAUGUGUUGUGGCAGGGGCUACAACACGCACCAGUACACGCGCGUGUGGCAGUGCUCCUGCAAGUUCCACUGGUGCUGUUACGUGGAGUGUUUACGAUGUAGCGAAAGGACCGAGCAGUAUACGUGUAAAUAAUAAUAUUAAUAUCCCAGGAGGAGAAGGAGGUGGAGAAGGGUUUCGAAGAAGAAUUCGAGAUGAAUCUUAUAAUGGUGGUACCUGCUUCAGGUCACACGCAGCUUUGGAGGCGGGCUGAAAGUGUAUGGACGUUAGCUGUCGGAGACCUUUGAAGCAGGCAUUUCAGACUGUAUUUAAAGCUGAUGGACGACCACAUAGUAAAGAACGUGGAAAACGUUUUAAGCAAUGUUGGAGCACUGCGUGUGUCCUGACAACCAAACGACUAAACGACAAAGUCUGCUUCCGUUAUGGUGUAAGGGGCACAACUCUCUCUCUCACACACAC